AGGGAGGGUGGUGGCGUGGCGGUGGUGGUAGGAGGCGAGCGAACCCCGUGCGGUGCGGUGCGGUGCGGGUGGGCAGCGUCGUGGGCGGUGGCAGCACAAACAAGCAAACCUUCCAAUUAACUCCUCCCCCCACCUUCCCCUCCCCCUCCUCCUCCCCUUCCCUCCCAAUUCCCCCAAUCUCGCCGCCCGCGCCUCCCGAUUCCGAUUCCCCUUCCUCCUCGAUUCCCGAGCAGCAGCAGCGGCGGUAGCGGCGGAUUGUGUGUGGUGUUGGCGCGGCGGGCGGCAUGCGGCGCGGGGAGGUGGUGGGGGCGGAGGGGGAUGCGGAGGCGGCGCGGUUCCGAGGGGUGCGGAAGCGGCCGUGGGGGAGGUACGCGGCGGAGAUCCGGGACCCGGCGAAGAAGGCGCGGGUGUGGCUGGGCACGUACGACUCCGCCGAGGACGCCGCGCGGGCCUACGACGCGGCGGCGCGGGCGCUGCGGGGGCCCAAGGCCAAGACCAAUUUCCCGCUCUCCUUCCCCCACGCGCAGCGUCAGCCGCCGCCGCCGCAGCGGCAGCGGCAGCAGCACCAUCACCACCUGACCGCCACCGCCUACCCCACCGCCGUCCCGCCGUCGCUGCCCCCCGCGGCCAGGCCGGCCAGCAGCAGCCUCAGCUCCACCGUCGAGUCGUUCGGCAACCGGCCACGCCCGGUGCUCCCGCUGCGCCCGCCGCCGCCGCCGAUCCCGGACGGCGACUGCCACAGCGACUGCGGCUCCUCGGCGUCGGUGGUGGACGACGACUGCACGGACGCCGCCGCCUCGCCGUCGUGCCGUCCCCCGUUCCAUUUUGACCUCAACCUGCCGCCCGGGGGCGUCGGCGUUGGCUGUGGCUACGACGACGACGAGGAGCUGAGGCUGACGGCGCUGCGGCUCUGAGGCUGGAACAAACCAACCGGUCGUUGGAGAAAGAGGAAAAGGAGAAAAAUAUUUGGUUCUUCCCUUCUCUUGUAGCCGACAUGAUCCCCACCCCCUUUGUGUUGCUCUUUGUUUUCUUGAUCUGAUGAUGAUUAAUGUGCCCUGAUCUGCGUAUCUACCUGCUUGCUGCUGGUGAUAGAUGAUGAUUGCCGCGUCUCGCAGCAGCUCGCUGUGGUUGUGCUGUAAUAUAGCAACAUUUUACUUGUUUCCUCCUGUGGGGAAGCAGACAGCUAAAGUAACUUAUUUUCAUCUUUA
Messenger RNA from Oryza brachyantha (malo sina), 1208 nucleotides. Its product is annotated as ethylene-responsive transcription factor 3-like. The transcript has a single exon. Gene Ontology annotation, molecular function: DNA-binding transcription factor activity; DNA binding. NCBI's taxonomy places the organism in Eukaryota, Viridiplantae, Streptophyta, Magnoliopsida, Poales, Poaceae. The record is from RefSeq and is a predicted model, not a curated record. Gene Ontology annotation, biological process: regulation of DNA-templated transcription. The coding region runs from base 285 to 914 and encodes 209 amino acids.